CAUGCCCAUCACCAUCAUUAUUUUUCUCUCUCUCUCAGCCACAGCAUAUUUUUACCGACGGAAGGUAAAGGGGGUUGGCAAUAUGAUUAAAAGGGAGUCAUGGGAGCUUCACAGUGCUUGCUCUGCAGCUACAAUCAUUGUCCACAAUACUUGCAGAAUUCUUCAGAAUGGGUCGACGUCUGAUCCUCAGGUUCGAGCGAUCCCGUCCAGACAAGCAUUAAAAGUGAUAAGAAUUUCUACUAGAGUGAUUAGUGCUCUGCAUAUAUGGUGAAUUGGUGAUGCAAUGCACGCUUAAAUAAAUUAUGAAUUGAGACUGAAGUGAGGUGUAUGCAAUAAAUCAUCAUCUCCAAAAUAAAGUUCAGAAUUGUUUCUAGAAAUGACCGUCAAUGAAGGGAAUAGACAAACCAAAGGAUAAGAUUAUGUAUCCAGUAUCUUUUGUGAGGCGCUUCUCAUACAGAGACAUAAAGAGGGCAACUGGUGAUUUCUGCAGAAUUAUUGAGAGCUGUUCUCAAGGCGGUGCUUAUAAAGCCAGCUUUCAGGAUGGCACUGUUGCUGUGGUGAAAGAAGUAAGAGCAUUAAGUCAAGGAGAGGAUGUCUUUCAUAGGGAGGUGCAACUACUGGCACAGCUGCAUCAUCGCCACCUUGUUGCACUUCAGGGGUUUUCCUUGGGGCAUAAAAGGUUCCUUGUGUUUGAAAAGACAGAAAAUGGAAGCCUGAAGGAACAUCUUAGUGAUCCUCUUAAAACUCCCUUGAAUUGGAGGACGAGGCUACAAAUAGCCAUUGGGGUAGCAGCUGCACUGGAAUAUUUGCAUUUCUUCUGUGACCCACCGAUAUAUCACGUCUCCAUCAGUUCAAACAAUAUAAUGCUAGAUGAGAACUUUGCUGCCAAGCUGUCUGAUGUUGGCCUUCUUAGUUCUGAUGGAAAUCGUGGCACCUCACUGCAUUCUUCAUGUUCAGAAGAUUGUAUGGGUCAGAAAUGUGGGAACACAAUGUUCCAGCUUGGUGUACUAAUCCUUGAACUAGUAACUGGCCAAUCAUCCGAGAAAGGAGGUACUGAUAUAAUCCAGUGGGUUCAAGAAUCUUGCUUUGGCAUAACCAUUGAUAACAUGAUCGACCCAGAUCUUGGAAAUAAUUAUGAUCCUGGGGAGCUUAGGAGUCUAUUAGCUGUAGCAAGAUUCUGUUUAAAAUCUAGGGAUAAGCCAACAUAUUCUGUUUCACAUAUACUUCGGUAUCUCCAGAAAAAACUAGACAGUUCAUGUAAUGCUUUCUGAGCAAUUGCUUUUUUUGUCCAAGGGAUUGUGCAAAUAAAAAAAAAUUUAAAACAAUAAUUCUAGUGCUAAAAAGAUUAAAUGAAAUGAAACCAAACUUUUCAGCUAAA
Molecule: messenger RNA, 1378 nt
Organism: Malania oleifera
Lineage: Eukaryota; Viridiplantae; Streptophyta; Magnoliopsida; Santalales; Ximeniaceae
Product: probable receptor-like protein kinase At1g49730
Exons: 9
Coding region: 387-1271 (294 amino acids)
Biological process (GO): protein phosphorylation
Cellular component (GO): plasma membrane
Molecular function (GO): ATP binding; protein tyrosine kinase activity
Source: RefSeq, a predicted model, not a curated record